AUGGCUUCGUCAUCAACGGCCACAGAGUCACCACCACCAGCAUCCGCCCCCUCAUGGACCGACAGUCUCCUCGACUCCGGCUACCUCCCCCACUUCCUGCUCCGCCGCGGAAUCCGCCAACAACUCUCCCAACGCAUCGCCGCCAUAGCCAGCACAUCCCUCUCAGGCGCCUACACCCGCAAACAGACCUACAUUGACGCUCUACGUACCCGGCCCAUCGCUAUCCACACCGCCUCAGCCAACGAGCAGCACUAUGAAGUCGGCACCUCCGUCCUCCGCGGGAUGCUCGGCCCUCGGAUGAAGUACUCCUGCUGCCUCUACCCAACCGGCAAAGAAAGCCUCGCGCAAGCCGAGAUUGCCAUGCUAGACAGCUACGUAGCCAAAGCAGACCUGCACGACGGCAUGACCAUCCUCGACCUAGGAUGCGGAUGGGGCAGUCUAACCCUCUACCUCGCCGAGCGCUUCCCCAAUAGCAAGGUAACCGGCUUCAGCAACUCCCGUACGCAACGCGAAUGGAUCGUGAGCGAAGCGGCCCGGAAAGGUCUGAAGAACGUCGAAGUCAUCACGGGCGAUGUAGUCGACCACGAGUUUUCCCCCCAGAAAUACGACCGUGUACUCAGCAUCGAACUCUUCGAGCACAUGAAGAACUACGAACUCCUCCUAGCCAAAGUCGCGCGCGCGUUGAAACCAAAGGGCAAGCUGUUCGUGCACAUCUUCGCCCACCACUCCACGCCCUACGACUUUGAGGAUGGGUGGAUGACGACGCAUUUCUUCACGGGUGGGACUAUGCCCUCAGCAGAUUUGUUGCUGUACUUCCAGAAGGAUUUGAAUAUCAAGCAGGUGUGGUGGGUGAAUGGGAAGCACUAUGCGAAGACGUGCGAGGAUUGGUUGGUGACGAUGUUGGGGAAUGAGAAGGCGGUGAGGGAGGGGUUGACGGAGACAUAUGGGGAGGAGUUGGGGAAGGUGUGGUGGUAUAGGUGGCAGGUGUUUUAUUUGGCUUGUGCGGAGUUGUUCGCGUGGGAAGGGGGAGAUGUCUGGGGGGUUGGGCAUUACUUGUUCGAGAAGCCAUAG
Messenger RNA from Cyphellophora attinorum, 1071 nucleotides. RefSeq names its product (S)-coclaurine N-methyltransferase. The coding region runs from base 1 to 1071 and encodes 356 amino acids. The record is from RefSeq and is a predicted model, not a curated record. The transcript has a single exon. NCBI's taxonomy places the organism in Eukaryota, Fungi, Ascomycota, Eurotiomycetes, Chaetothyriales, Cyphellophoraceae.